CCCAAAGGCUAUAUUGUACCCUCCCGGCUAACGUGUAGAAUACUUGAUUUCAUACACGUAGAAACGAUUGCACAAAAAUUCAAUUUAGACCCAACGUCCUAGGCACUUACUUUCUUGAAACCAACUGAAGAAAUGGAGAUUUGACACCCCCUACAACCCCCGCUUAGUACGCCCCUGCCGAUGGGUGCCGAGCCACAUCGGGGCAGACUUAACUGUAUGCGCCCCGAAUGGACGCUUUUGGUGUCUGUGGUAUUUAUGUUUAUUCAUAUUUAAUUCUUUUAAGGAGGGUUGCCCUUCAACAAGUUGAUUUUCAAGGGGCCCUCCGAUGAAAACAUUACUUGCAAAAGAUACGAAAUAAAAGCUAUUAAACUAUUAUUGCUAAAUAAAAGCUUUUAUUGGCCAGAUGAAAAUUGACCGUUAUCAUUCUUGUACUGGAACAGCUGGUUUGCUACUAACAUUUCAAAGAGCCUUGAGAAGACAGGAAAGACGGAUUUUGGUCUAUAGUUAGACUUGUCAGUUUUAUCCCCAUCUUUGAAAUUGGAGUGACUCUAGCAACUUUCCAUGAGUCAGGAAAACGACUUGUUUCAAUUGAUGUAUUAAACAAAGAAGCAAGCGAAAUUUUAAUAAAAGGAAGCACAAGCUUCAGAAUGUAGCUAGAGAUGUUAUCAGUCCUAAAGCUCUUUGCAGUCUUAACCGUGGCAAAUGCAUCUCUGAUCUCCUGCACUUCAAUAGACUUGAAGCGGAAUGUUGCCUUAUGUUUGUUUAUUUCAUAAUGACCAGCAAUAAGGGGGUUUGGGGCUGGAUCUAUUUUGUCAGCAAGAUCCUUACCUAUGGAGCAAAAGAAACUGUUCAUUAAAUUAGAAAUAUCUUUUUGUGAACAUUUUCAGAACCUGAUUCUUCAAGACAAUCGAUGCUGCUGGACUUUGAUCUUUUAUUAAGGAGUUCAUUGAUUGCUUUCCAUGAUUCUUUCAUGUUACCUUGACACACAGAGAUCUUAUUAGUACUGCUUCUUUAGCCGGAUGUUAAGGAUAUUGACCUUGUUACGAAUCUGUUUGUAAGAGUCCAUAUGGAAUGGUGGUCUGGGUUUUAUACCGGUCCAGUCACCUGACAUAGAAGGGAUCAACUAUUUGCUUUUAUUUUUCAUAGUAGAGACUCUUCCAGUUAUGCCAAGGGGAAAAACCUCCUGCUUCCUGCAAAAAAUGAAGGUAAAUCCCCUUAACCAUGUAGCAUGAACAGCUCAUUUGCGUUUGUAAUGUUUGUAAACAGAUAGUAUUUUAACGUGGUGUUCGUAAACAUCGGAGAGGAAAAGGCAAGUUAUAAGGGUAAUGCAAAGCAACUGUUUGCAAAAUUAUAAAGCAAUAUUCUGUGGUAUUGGAUCAUCUUUGGAGGCAGUUCAGUUUUCGGCACUGUGUCUGGAGUAAGAUAAGGCCUAUGGUCUAAAGAAAGCAACUUGCCUUCCAUUCGCAAAUUUAACUCACCAACGUUCGUGUAUUUUAGAAAUGGAAAGAGCAGAGAAGCAGGAAAACUUUUUCAAGCUUGUGCUAAUUAUUGUGGAUAUUAUUCCAAAACAUUUGCGAAAUCUUUUCAAAGAUUCGUGGCUUCAAAACUACGGUCAGCCAUGGGGUGACAACAGACAAGCUGGAGAUAAAAUGAAACGUGAAAUUGCAAAAUUCGGUGGGACCUAUCCAAACCCAGACGUAGAGCAAAACGUCACGAACGGAGAGACCGAGAAAUGGGACUGUUCCACGCUUUUCUUUGCUCUUAUUUUCUCAAAGCUGGAUUUAUUGUCAGGGGAAAGCAGAAUCAGAAUCAACAAUAUCCGCGCAGUAAGAAACCAAUGUUUUGCUCAUUCUUCCAAAGCCGAGAUACCAAGCGAUAUUUUUGCCCAAUUAGUUGAAGAUUUAGCAAAGAUUUUUAGAUAUUUUGGUUGGGAUGAAAAAGAAAUCACUUCAAUUCCCAGAAUUCCAUUGACAACGACUGAUCUGAUCUUAAAGAAAGCAGAGAUAAUGAUUGAGAAAAAAUACGAUGACAUGUUGAAGGCGGUGUCUCUAGUUGCUGACAGUGCGAGAGCAGAAACAAACAAGCGGUUUAGCAGCGUAGAAAGCAAGGUUGAAGACUUGAAGAAAGAAGUGCAAGAAGUGAAAUGCAAGAAAAGAACUUGUUUCAAACACAGUAAUGGCUCUUCUAUGCUCGCUGUUUUUGCCGUUAUCAUCGAGUUUUUCAGCACUGUUUUUCUCAGCAUACUCCAUGCUUGCCACAAAGUUUAUUGUUUGGAGCCAAAGAGAGAUCGAUUCUCAAAUUUUGUAAAUUUCAUUCACAAGGAGGGCAUUCAAUAUGGAUUCCACUCGGACACAUUACAGCGGACAUAUCAGCGAACGCUAAGAAACUGGACCAUUCCCUUUAUAAACAAAGACAAAGAAAUCAGAGUCGUAGAGAAACCCAGGGCAAAUUUCAUGGUAAAGCUUGCACUAGCUGAUAGUCGAAACCUGGAUCAGGAACUAAAGUACGCGAAUGAGGUCCAGGACUAUAUAGAGAAGCUUAGCCAAAGUGGCCCGAUUGAAAUAAAGAAUGUUUUAGACGAGGUGAUAGGAUGUUGUUUUAUUAGAGGAGUCGCCGGCGUUGGGAAAACCAGUCUUGUUGAGUACAUUACCUUAUCUUGGGCUGAAGAUGAGUUAUUUCGCGACCGCUUUGAUGCAGUUUUUCUCAUCAAAUGUAGAUACAUAGAUUCAUUUAGAGUUGAAACGAUAAACGCUGACUUUAAGCGACAAUUUGGUGUUGACCCUGAUAUGCUGAGGGAGUCUGGAGAACGUGUUCUAAUUAUUAUCGACGGCCUUGAUGAGGUAGCUGAUCUCGACAAAAUGCUUUCCAAAGAUAGUAUCAUUCAUGUUUUGAUGAGCAAAAACAGUUGGUUUAUCCCAGGUCAUGUCACCUUGGUAACGGGUAGGCCCCAUAUAGAGGCUGUGCUCAGGCAGCAUGAAUACGACAUCACAGGGCAACUAAGGACCAUUGAGGUAGUUGGCCUUGUGAGAGAAACAAUUGAAUUGUUUGUCAGCAAUUUCUGUGAUGGAGACUUGGCAUUGAAAACGAGGAUUCUAGAAUUCAUUGACAGCUCACCGUGCAUUGCUGGUCUAGCGACGAUACCGCAAUACCUAAACAGCCUCUGUUGUGUCCUUGCCAUUGAGAAAGAGGGCAUUAAAAUUGAGAAGUCUACUUCCUUAUACAUUUGGAUUUUCGUUUCGUUUUUAAGACACCACAUGAAAGAAUUCAAUAAAUUUCCAUAUGAAAUUCUUGAGGAUGAAGAUGUGAAAAGGUUCCUAAGCGUUAUGUCAAAGAUAUCUUACGAGCUUUUGAUUCAAAAUAGAAUCGUUUUUAACGUUGGGGAUUUCGCUGAUUUUGACAACAUCAUUUCAACUGAUACUAAAGUCAGAGAGAUGCUUGAAUCCUUCGUAAUCAAGAAGAAAUGUUCCACCGGGCUCUCGUAUCAGUAUCGACAUUUGACACUGCACGAGUUCCUUGCUUCGAUUCACUGUUUUAAACACAAUAUUGAUACUAACUUUUUACUUGACAAACAGCUUUUUCAAGUCGUUACCUUCGUUGCUGGCUUUGUCUCUACUGACAAGAGUAAUACAAAAGGGACGAUCGAUAGCUUAUUUGCACGAUGCCUUGAUCGAUCACAUACUGGUGUCCAAUCGGCGGGAGAAAUUCUCGAACAGGUUAUUGAAAGAUAUCGUUCAGACAACGAGACUUACAGUAGAGUUUUCCUCACUGUUUUUCGUGAGCUAUACGACACAUGUGACCAAAUAUCUCUAGAUCUGAACCUUAGUGGCUGUCUAUUAUAUCUAAACCCUUUAACAUCGCAUAGCUCAAUGCUGCUUACACAUAUGAUGGACGUUAUUAUAAACAAUGAUUGCCAAAAAGCAAUGGGUGAUCUGAAGAUCUUUUUGUACUCAACAGUCCUAGAAGAUUCGAAACUAAACAGAAAGCUUUUCGAAAAACUGCCCUACUUUCAAACAGUCGGGUUCAAAGCGUGUAGUAUACCAACGUGUCUGUUUGAAGCGUUGAAUUCAUCAAUGCUCCUGCACAGAAGUGUACUCAAUCUGAGAGAGCUUGUCUUCUAUAAGUGUGAAUUGAGCGAGGAACACUGGAAUUGCCUAGCACCCUCACUAUCGCUUGUUGAGAAAUUCACCCUCUGGGAAGACGAAUUUGAUCAAAAAAGAUGUCAAGUCGUUGUUGAGAGCUUCUCAAGCAGUUUCAGUCUAGGCAGAUGCACGACAAAAGAGCUGCGGCUUUUUGACUGCAAUAUUGGCAUGGAUGUCAAAAGAGCGUUAAUUGACUUACAGAGCUUCAUUGAGGUGAAAUUUUCCAAGUCAACGCAGAAUCAGGAUGUGAAGAAAGCUCAAGAUGUAAAGCUUACAGACUUUAAUGAUGUGAAGUGGAAGGAAACAUCAAUACGGAAGCUGAAAUUUCGAUCUUCGACCAGCUUAGCAGAGCUGCUAAAGGAUGAAAAGGCGGGAGGAAAAUGCUGGGUAGAGCUUGCAGAAACCCUUCAUUUUACUAAAGAUGAGAUCGAGAAGUUUCGAAAUGAUGGUGAACCAGUUCUGCUCAUGUUGAAUGCGUACGCUAAAAAGCCUGCAGCGUCUAUUCCUGCGCUAUUGGACGCUUUCGUUAUUUUGGGACGCUUGGACUGCUGUCUUGUUUUGCAAACAUAUAUCGUCUCAAUGGAGGCAAAUUGAUAGAACUGAACAAUUUUGUGAAUAGGAAUUCAUUAAAGUUGCAUCGUUGCAUCAUUAAAGUUGCUUUAUCAUUC
Molecule: messenger RNA, 4807 nt
Organism: Rhopilema esculentum
Lineage: Eukaryota; Metazoa; Cnidaria; Scyphozoa; Rhizostomeae; Rhizostomatidae
Biological process (GO): signal transduction
Cellular component (GO): cytoplasm
Molecular function (GO): protein binding
Source: RefSeq, a predicted model, not a curated record